Polistes canadensis is the source of this 2760-nucleotide messenger RNA. RefSeq lists its product as uncharacterized. The coding region runs from base 1 to 2643 and encodes 880 amino acids. The transcript has 16 exons. Gene Ontology annotation, cellular component: postsynaptic membrane; plasma membrane. Gene Ontology annotation, molecular function: glutamate-gated receptor activity; transmitter-gated monoatomic ion channel activity involved in regulation of postsynaptic membrane potential. The record is from RefSeq and is a predicted model, not a curated record. Gene Ontology annotation, biological process: modulation of chemical synaptic transmission; synaptic transmission, glutamatergic; monoatomic ion transport. NCBI's taxonomy places the organism in Eukaryota, Metazoa, Arthropoda, Insecta, Hymenoptera, Vespidae.
AUGGGAUAUAAUUUGGUUGUCGUUAUAGAAAACGAAGAUAGCUCGAUUUUGAGUGUAUUAAACGAUGCAGCUUCGAGUGCUGAGAAGGAUUUUGGUAACGAUAUUAUAACUGUACAUUUGUCUAAGGUCGAAGUAGAUCGAGAACAUUUAAAUGAGACUUUUCAAAAAGUCUGUGCUGCACUUUACAAGGGUGUAAGUUUAAUAUUAGACAUGACUUGGUCCGGAUGGGAUUUAUUACGAGUGAUAGCUGAAAGUAAAGGUAUCGUUUACAAACGUGGCGAUUGUAGCAUAAAUCCUUACGUUCAGGCCAUCGAUGAUUUAUUGUUAAUGAAAAAUGCAACCGACGUUGGUUUGAUUUUUGAAGAUGAAAGAGAACUCAAUCAAAGUUUGUACUAUCUCAUUGGAAUUUCAAUAAUCAGACUGGUUGUUAUUGACGAGUUUACUGAUAGAACAGUAUCUAAAAUACGAAGUAUGAGACCAUCUCCUUCUUAUUAUGCAAUUUAUUCGGGUACCUACAAGAUGGAGGAAUUUUUUAAAACUGCUAUCGAAGGUGGUUUAGUUAAAAGGGACGACAUUUGGAAUUUAAUUUUCACCGAUAAUCGUUAUAAAGAUUUCAAAUAUAUUAAUAUGGAUUCGCUUAAUGUAUCCUGCACAAUUUUGACUAUGAAUCCUGAUGUUUGUUGUCAUUUGUUGGGCGAAGCUAAUUGCAAUUGUCCAAUCGAUUUUCAGAUAUUUCCAAUCUGUUUCAAACGUUUGAUCGGUCUGAUGGUCAGCGUCAUGAACGAGAUACAAAAGUCUGGAAUCAGUGUGGAACCUAAAUCAGGUCAAUGUCCUUCGGAUUUGACUAUAACUCCAGAACCAUCGACUUCGAACGAAACUUCUGAGGCAUUCAAUAAAUUGUUAAUGUCUAGAUUGAACAACAACGAUACAUUCGAAUAUUGGCAAGAUAAAACAACGAUCACGUACAAAGCUGAAAUUUCUUUGCAAACUCUUGAACGGGGAGUAUUAAAACCACUUGGUACAUGGACCAGAGGGAAGAUCGUUGAAGCUCCGGGUACCCAUAUUCAUCCUGCCAAAAGAUUCUUUCGUAUUGGAACUACUAAAUCAAUACCAUGGUCGAUGCCAAAGAUAGAUCCAGAUACUAGUCAAGUAAUGAGAGACUCUGAUGGUAACGAGAUAUGGGAAGGAUAUUGUAUCGAUUUUAUCGAGAAACUAUCGAUAGAAAUGCAAUUUGAUUACGAAUUGGUAAUUCCCAUGGAUCAUUCUUUCGGUGAAAAGUUACCAAAUGGUCAAUGGAGUGGACUGGUUGGUGAUUUAGCUAAAGGAGAAACAGAUAUUGCGGUUGGUGCAUUAACGAUGACUUCGGAAAGAGAAGAAGUUAUUGAUUUUGUUGCACCUUAUUUCGAACAAUCCGGUAUUCUCAUAGUUAUGAGGAAACCUGUUCGAAAGCCAUCACUGUUUAAAUUUAUGACAGUAUUAAGGCCUGAGGUUUGGUUAAGUAUUGUCGGUGCUUUGACCCUUACUGGGAUUAUGAUUUGGAUAUUAGAUAAAUAUUCACCGUAUAGUGCUAGAAAUAAUAAAAGACUUUAUCCUUAUCCUUGCAGAGAGUUUACGUUAAAAGAAAGUUUUUGGUUCGCUUUAACUUCAUUUACACCGCAAGGUGGUGGAGAAGCACCAAAAGCAUUGUCAAGUCGAACACUCGUGGCUGCUUAUUGGUUGUUUGUUGUGCUUAUGUUAGCUACAUUUACUGCUAAUUUGGCUGCUUUUCUUACCGUCGAAAGAAUGCAGUCACCAGUUCAAUCUCUGGAACAAUUGGCACGUCAAUCACGAAUAAAUUACACGGUACGUAUGAAUUCAGGAGCUCAUCAAUACUUUAUAAACAUGAAGAAUGCCGAGGACAAACUUUAUACCGCUUGGAAAGAAAUCACUUUGAACAGUACCAGUGAUCAAGUAGAAUAUCGUGUCUGGGAUUAUCCCAUAAAAGAACAAUAUGGACAUAUAUUACAAGCUAUUACUCAAGUUGGACCAGUUAAAACUAUGGAAGAAGGUUUCAAAAAAGUUAUAGACAGUGAGAACGCUGAAUUUGCAUUCAUACAUGAUUCCUCGCAAAUCAAAUAUGAAGUUACAAGAAAUUGUAAUUUAACUGAAGUAGGUGAAGUGUUUGCUGAACAACCCUACGCCAUUGCAGUUCAACAGGGUAGUCAUCUGCAAGAGGAAAUAAGUAGAAGAAUACUUGAUUUACAAAAGGACAGAUAUUUCGAAACUUUGGCGUCUAAAUACUGGAAUCAAUCUUUGAAAGCUCAGUGUCCUAAUUCUGAUGAUAGCGAGGGCAUAACUUUGGAAAGUUUAGGUGGAGUUUUCAUAGCAACUUUGUUUGGUCUCGCUUUGGCAAUGAUCACAUUAGCUGGUGAAGUAUUAUACUAUCGUAAAAGAAACGCUUCUCAAGGAAAACCAAAGAAAAAAGAAUCAAAAAAUACGAAGAAAACAGAAAACGAUGAAAAAUUGAUUAUACAAAAAUUAGCCUCGAAAUUACAAAUGAAACCUGCACCAACCGAUGCAUUUUUCAACAGACACCAAUCAAUUGGUCAACCACGUGUAUCACAUAUAUCCGUUUAUCCACGAAACUUUCCUUUUAAGGAGUGAUCUCUUACAAUUAUUAAUCAUUGAUAUAACGAUCGUUAUAAAUAUAAUAUUAUGAUGUAUAUAAAGUAAAAUAUUUUCAAUAGGAAAUCCGUUAAAAGUAAAAAUAAAUAAAUAUUU